UACAAGACAGAUACGAAGCAGUGAGCUACUAAAACGAAUCUCUAAACAACUUAUCUCAAAAUGUACAUAUCAUCACAUAAGAUGGGAUAUGUUGUGACCACCUUAGCUCUACUAGGGCAUCUUCAAAAAGUCAUCGCGGGCUCAUUCCAGUGCCAAGGAACGUGCUAUCGAGGAAGUUGGUUUCCCAAUUCAGAGAAAGUCAUCCCAGACAAGCAAAUGGUUGGUUUUUCUUACAAGAACAUUACAACGUAUGACCAAAACGUGUGCUAUGCAAACUGCAUUCAAGAUUGCCGCUGCAACGCUUGUCAGAUGAAGGAUGGUGUGUGUGAGUUGUUGGACUAUGAUCGAACAUUCAAGCCCGCUUUCUUUCAUUCAGGCCCUGGGUACGUCUACAUGGAUUUGGAUCAGCAGUCUUACCAAGGGACAUCAAACAUGGUAAAGCCAGGUGAUUGCUAUAAUGGCUGUUGUCGAUCUCAGCCCUGCAUGAACGGAGGGACAUGCGUAGAGCGUUGUCAUUCUCCACUAGAAAAAUUCACUUGCGAAUGUCAGAACAGAUACACCGGGCGAGUUUGCGAGAAACGCAUUACAGAGUGCUUUGAUAUUCGCAAAUUGCCGCUGCAACGCUUGUCAGAUGAAGGAUGGUGUGUGCGAGUUGUUGGACUAUGA
This is a messenger RNA of Exaiptasia diaphana, 666 nucleotides long. Its product is annotated as neurogenic locus Notch protein. Bases 61 to 666 code for a protein of 201 amino acids. The transcript has 3 exons. Lineage: Eukaryota; Metazoa; Cnidaria; Anthozoa; Actiniaria; Aiptasiidae. The record is from RefSeq and is a predicted model, not a curated record.